Molecule: messenger RNA, 3414 nt
Organism: Oryzias melastigma (Indian medaka)
Lineage: Eukaryota; Metazoa; Chordata; Actinopteri; Beloniformes; Adrianichthyidae
Product: RNA-binding protein with serine-rich domain 1-B
Exons: 7
Coding region: 2018-3124 (368 amino acids)
Biological process (GO): mRNA splicing, via spliceosome
Cellular component (GO): nucleoplasm; cytoplasm; ASAP complex
Molecular function (GO): RNA binding
Source: RefSeq, a predicted model, not a curated record
ACAGCACAGGAUUGUGGGUAUUCUUUGGGUUAGCAUGCUACAUGCAUCAGCAGAUGCUGACAGUCGACAGAGAAAAUGAACAUCAAAAAUGCAUUUCUGGGUAUUUUCAUUCCAAUCGUGAAUCAGGAGCAGAUGGAAAAUAUCCUAUUUGUGGUGUAAAGAACAGACUGGGCGGGGCCACCUCACCCUGAAAACACCUGGAAUAUUUCUUUAACACAGUUCUAUCGCUGUUUUGGUAUAACUGUGUUAUUGAGGUUUUGUUUCAACCCAAUUAUAGCUCAUGUUGAACCCAGAAUAAUGAGUUAUUUAUACAUAAACUGAUUUUACUGUAAACUUGAUCCACUUGUUGCAUCAGAAAACUUUAUAUAUAUAACUAUGAGAUUCAGGUCUGUUAAAAUCAUGCUUUAUAAAUACAUUAACAUUUUUAUUAGAUAGGCGACAUAUUUUAGAUCUCUGAGGAUGAAAGGGAGCAGCAGUUAUCUGAAGGAGCAGAUAAAGGAGAUAUCCUGAGAUUGGAUUUGGAUUUGCUGUCAAUAUUCUAAAAACUCAAAUCAUUUCUUCUUUGGUUUCUGUCAUUUUCCAGCAACUUUUGAUUGAAUUUGAGUUUUUUGGUUUUAAUUCCAGCCGUCCGACCCGCUUCAGGCCAAGAACUGUUCAUUAAGGAAUACAUUUCUGUCAAUGAGACUAAAACAAAAUGUUUUAAAUAUUUUUUGCACAUAAAUCUUUAAAGUGACUUUAAAUAUUUGCAUAUUCUUCACAGAAACUGGUAGAAAAAUUGCAGAUUUAAAGGACCCGUCAUCACAAACAUCCACGGGGUCAUCAGCUCAAACAAAGGCACAGGCUCCAUUCUCCUCUCUACGUCCCUGAAGGUCAGAUUUCCGUCUCAGUUUUGGCGGCGAGCUCGUUGGUCAGCGUGGUGAAGGCGCCGGCCUUGCCCAGCUGGUACAGGUCGUUGGGCGGUUCCUCCAGAUGCUCCUCGGGUCGCUUCUGGACCCAUCCGGCCCUCUUCUGAUCAAACUCCGCCGUUAUCUGCCCCAGCGUCUUCCCUUUGGUCUCUGGCAGCGUCAGCCCCAGAACCACGGCGGAAACCGAACAGACCACCAGGAAGGGCAGGAAGCAGAAACUCCCCAGACCGCCGACGAUGAAGGGGAACAGCAUGCCCACCAGGAACAGGCUGAUCCACAUCAGAGAGCCGGCCACCAUGUAGGCGGCUGGCCGGCCGGCCUGGUCGAAGAUCUCGGCGGGCAGGAUGCCGGUCACCCCGGCAGGGCCCAGACCGAAGCUGAGGAUGUAGGCGAAGACGCAGGCCAUGCUGAGGUAGGACAUGCCCGCCACGCCGCGGCUCUGGAGGCUGAGCGCCACCGUGAAGACCACGCUCCAGCAGCUCAUCAGGCUGUAGCCGCCGAUCAGGAGGUACCUGCGGCCCACGCGCUCGAUCAGGAGGUUGCUGAGGAUGGAGGCGGUCAGCUCCGACGCCCCCGUGCCGAUGGUCACGUACUGGAUCUUGUCCGGAGGAAUCCCCGCCUCCAGGAAGAUGUAGGAGGCGUAGAAGUAGAUGGAGUCGUUGCCGCAGAGCAUCAUGGCGCUGCUGGCCGUCAUGACGGUCCGGAGCUGCAGCCGCAGGUCCUGGUCCCUGAACAGAGACAGGGGGGUCUUCGCAGGAGCAGAUGACCCCGAACGUAGAGCUGCCGACAUCUGCUGCUCCUGGAGCAUCUCGUCGAUCUCGGAGGCUGGAGCCUCGCCGCCGCGGAGCCUCUCCAGGGCCUUGACGCACGCCUCCCGGUCUCCGCGGUCGAUCAGGAGGUACCUGGGGCUCUCGGGGAACCAGGGGAGGGUCAGCAGCUGGAUCAGGGCCGGAAAGGCGUUGCUGGCUAGUAAGUAGGGCCAGAGAGGCUCCGCCCCCAGCAGCUCGCUGAGCCCCACCACUUGACCCAAGAAGAUCCCGAACGCGGUGAAGACGGCCGAGGAGAAAGCCACAGCCCCCCGGAGGUGUUUGGGCGCGCUCUCUCCAAAGUACAUGGGCUGGACGUUCAUGCUGACGCCCGAGUUCAUCCCCACCAGGAACCGCGCCACGAUCAGCAUCUCGAAGGAGCGCGCCGCCCUGCAGGUCAGCACCAGCAUGGCGCCCACCAGCAGGAAGGAGUUGUUCACCAGCAGAGACUUCUUCCUGCCGAACCGGACCGCCAUGGGACCCGCCAGCAGGGCCCCCAGCAGCCCCCCCAGCGAGAAGGCCGACACGAUCAGGGUCCACACCAGGGUCACCUGUGGGCUGGCCAAGGCCAUGCCCCAGCGCUCCAGGGCUCUGUCCCCGACCAAGAGGAAGGAGGACGACAAGAGCAAGCCGCGAGGCAAGGAGAAGUCAGGAGUCACAAAAGAGGGCGGGGACAAGGAGCGUGGGCGGAACAAGACCCGGACUCGGCGCAGCGCCUCCAGCAGGAGCAGCAGGUCCAGCUCCAGCUCCAGCAGCAGCUCAGGCUCCAGCUCCGGUUCCUCCAGCGGCUCCAGCUCCUCCGCCUCCAGCCACUCAGGCUCCUCCAGCUCCCGCUCCUCUUCUUCCUCCUCCUCAUCCUCCUCGCCGAGCCCCAGCCGCCAGCGUCAUAACAACCGGCGCCGCUCCCGGUCAAAGUCCAAAUCAGCCAAGAAAGAUGAGCGGGAACGCCGGCGGCAAAGCCCCACCCCCAAACCCACCAAGGUGUACCUGGGCCGGCUCACCAGGAAUGUCAUCAAGGAACACAUCCAUGAGAUCUUCUCCACCUACGGAAAGAUCAAGAUGAUCGACAUGCCCGUGAACCGCGCCCACCCCCACCUAUCCAAAGGUUACGCCUAUGUGGAGUUUGAGAACUCUGAGGAGGCGGAGAAGGCGCUGAAGCACAUGGAUGGAGGUCAGAUCGACGGUCAGGAGAUCACCGUCACCGCCGUGCUGACCCCUGUCAUCCGACCCCUGCCUCGCCGGCUAUCUCCACCCCGCAGGAUGCCUCCCCCACCCCCCAUGUGGCGGCGCACCCCCCCUCGGAUGAGAAGAAGAUCCCGGUCUCCUCGCCGCCGCUCUCCUGUCCGCCGGCGGUCACGAUCUCCGGGACGCCGACGCCAUCGCUCUCGCUCCAGCUCCAACUCCUCCCGUUAGCGACGCCCCUCCUCCUCUUCUCUUCAUCUUUGGCCCUUUGGGCUGAUUUUAACUGGUUCAGUCUUUAUUUGAGAAGGGGCGUGACUUAAAUCUGUCUCCGCCCCUUUCCACUGGUGACCUACAGACGAGGAUUUUCAGUCUCAGUGAAGCUGUGAACCCUGAAGGUCACUGACCUCACUCCUCCAAAGGUCAUGCUUUUGUUUUGUACGUUGUGAUGAUGCCCCGCCCCCUUCUGUAACUGUUCCAGUUUGUUUUAAAAAUAAAGUUUUGUCGUAUCGUGCCGUGAAAAA